Cetraspora pellucida is the source of this 136-nucleotide messenger RNA. The record is from the annotation of a GenBank genome assembly. Lineage: Eukaryota; Fungi; Glomeromycota; Glomeromycetes; Diversisporales; Gigasporaceae.
UGGAGAAUUACUUCAACAAGAAAAUAUAAAAUUAUCAAAUGAAAUUCGAGAUAUACAUCAACGAAAUAUCACUUUAAAUGCUGAUAAAGAUGAAUUGAUACGAGAAAAUACUAGAUUGAAUAAUGCAAUUGAAUGA